This is a messenger RNA of Parnassius mnemosyne (clouded apollo), 4833 nucleotides long. The record is from the annotation of a GenBank genome assembly. Lineage: Eukaryota; Metazoa; Arthropoda; Insecta; Lepidoptera; Papilionidae.
ACUUCAAAACAUGGUGGCAGCUCAGUAAGUAGGGUGUUAGUUUUGACUAGUCAUUAGAAUUUUCGGAAGCUUAUUAAGCAGGAGUGUUUGAUACAAUUUGUAAACACCAAACCAAUAAGCUUCAAACAAAAUUAAGGAUGACGUCUGAAGAAACGCAGAUUUCGGAAGAAUUGAAGGGUUGUUACGAGAAUCUUAUUGUAAUUGACAUCGGCGCGAAUCUAACAAACAAAAAGUACGGACGUGAUCUCGAUUCAGUUGUGCAGAGGGCAAAAGAUGCAGGCGUCCAAAAAAUAAUGGUUACUGGCACAUCAGUAAGAAAUAGCAAGGAGGCACUUAGAUUAACUCGUCUUUAUCCUGGCACAAUUUAUUCCACAGCAGGCGUGCACCCGCACGACGCGAAGUCGAUGUCGGAGGAGGCGCAGUGGGGCGAGCUGCGCGCGCUGGCCGCCGCGCCCGAGUGCGUGGCGCUGGGCGAGUGCGGCCUCAACUACUCCAAGGACUUCUCCGAGCCGCACGUGCAGCGCCACGUCUUCAACAAGCAGGUGGAAAUGGCAUGCGAACUACAGAAGCCGCUGUUCGUUCACGAAAAAGAAGCUCAAGACGACUUGCUAAAGAUCUUGGACGAGUUCGGAAACCGCCUCCCGCCCGUGGUCAUCCACUCCUUCACAGGUUCAGUGGAGCAGGGGCUUAAGUACAUCGAGAAGGGCUUCUAUUUGGGCAUCACCGGGUACAUUUGCAAGGACAAGUCCGACGGUGGGAUAAGGAGGUUGCUGUCAGAGAGGAUUCUGCCCUUGGACAAGUUGCUCGUGGAGACCGACUCGCCGUUCAUGUACCCCAACAUGAGGGCUUCCAAACUGCCCUUGCACGUAAAGGACUCAUUGACAGAGAGAUCCAUGAAUUUCGUGAACCGCUACUGCACCUUCCAACGAAAUGAGCCGUGUGCCUUGCCCGCUAUAGUGGAGCUUGCAGCCGGUUUCAUGGGCCGCAGUCCUCAGGACGUAGCCUUAGCCACCGCGUUCAACGCACUCAAGCUGUUUGGUCUAAGUCACUGAGGGUCACAACCUCGAAGUAUAGAAUACACCGAGGAGACAUAAGUCUAUGAGUGAGGGUAGUUAGGAUGGAAGCUACUUAGCUAACUCCUCUUGGGGAGGGGAAUUUUUAAACAGCUUUUGCGGUUAAUGCUGAGCUUAGAAAGUGACUAUACAAGCAAGGCUCAGUACUCUAUGAAAAUUAAUUUUAUGUGUACAGUUGAAACAUUGUUGAAGGAAGACGGUAGCAUAAUGCAACCAGCCAGCAUUUAGUCUAAGAUCCUCAAGAUUACAAAGAACUGAAUAUGGUCUGAGAUUUGAAUUGAGUUUUCACUUAGCCACCCUUAGAUUGUUAAAUCUUGCCAUAUAUAAUACUUCUAUGUUAUAAACAUAGUUGUAAGUUGAUUCACUAAAAAAACAUCAUCCCUCCCCAAAAAAGAAGUAUGAUCAAUUUCUUAUAAAAAAAUAUUUAAAGUACCACACUGAGCCAAUUCCUCGGUUGUAUUAAUUUAAUUAAUUUAGAGUCGAUUACAUAGGCGUUUCUACUAACACUGUAUUCGUGCCUUCUUAAUUGCAAUAAGAUAAAUUGUAUUUAUAAUUUAAUGUAAUGUUACCGAAUGGAGAGAUUUAUAAAUUAUUUAUAUUGAUGAAACGGAAUGUCUGUUUCUUCAGAUGUAGAAUGACAACAAUUGAAAACUGAAAUGGCUCGAACGUUUAAAAUACUCAGAAAUCCGUACAACGUGCAUUUCGUGAUGACUGAUAAUAAUUACUUGCUAGUUUGAUGCAAUUUGAGGCUAAGACUAAUAAACAUUCGAAAAUUCUUGCCAUCGAAUAUAAAUAAGACUAACAUAAUGCCUCUAAAUUAAGUAAUUCUAGAUUGGUAUACGAAAAUUAAUUUAUUGUUUAGUGUGGAGGAAAAGGCGGGAACGAUACGCCAUGUUUGAUUUAUCGAUCAUGACAUUCGUGUCAUGAUGGCGGGAAAACCCUCCCGUUAUCUUAAACAAGAUUUGAUUUUGCAAAAUCACAUACAAAGUACGUAAAAUAUACAUUUCAAUUGCGUACCUGAGCGUUUAAAAGUCUAUAAUGCCCUUUUGUUAAGAUAGACUUAAAGCGCGAGGAGCAUAACGAAGCAUUGAUUUUUUUUGUAUGUUGUCUAUGACAUAUUUUUUAUUUAUUUAUUAUUGUGGCUUUUUAUGUUUAAUGUUAGUAUUUGCACGUGCCUUUGAUGUUUAGCAUUGAAUAUGGUGGCAAUGGCUUUAGCAACUUAGUCAGAAUGAUCUCAACUAUUUUACUUGUGUGUAUAGAAAACUUUAUCAAUAGUUGUGCCCGGUGUUUGUACAAAAAUUUCUAGAAUGAGAACUUUUCAUGUCAUCGGAGGCAGCGGUUAGUGACGCAGCUGUUGUCGAGAGCGACUUGACCCUGUACAAUUGUGUAUACUUGCCUAUUUUUUUUUAGUCAAGCUCGACUUGUUUUCGUCAACUGCGUUAUUGACUACUUAUCCUUCUACCGAUUUAUCGCAUACCCUGGGCGGUUGGGCUCAUGCGGUCAACUGCCAUGAGGCAGGCCUGCCACAGUUCUGUUGCCACCGUAUAGGUGUUUAUUUCGCUCUGCGCAGAGCAUUCCUAUUCGAAUUAAUUCUAUUUUCGCAUCGAAUAUUGUAAAUAAUUAUAAUUGUGUAGCUAAAGGUUUAAUGCUGGUAGUCACAACGAAAUCAAAGACUGCAAGUAUUAAAAGAAUAAAUAUUGUGGAUUUUGACAUGUUAAUUAUUAUGUUUUGUAAUGAUAUUUUAAAUUAUUUAAUCGUUUAUUAGAACCGGCUGCGUUCUGGACCGAUAGAGUGAUGUGACAUAAUAUAUUAGAUUUUUGCCGAGAGUCCAAUGCGUGGUCGGAUUAAGAGUAUUGUUAUUGAUUCCUUUAUUUUUGGACAAUCACUUUGUUAAUAGAUGUUAAGGCGCCUAUUGGGAUGUGAGGAUUUACUAAGAAACGCACAUUUAUGGCGCAUACAAGCAAUAAUCUAUAGGCGUCUCGGUGCAGUUCCUAGUAAAUCCUUCCAGAAAUAUUUAUAUACACGAAUCCCGUGGGCGAUGUACUGUAGUGCCUUCGACAGAACGUCCUUUUGUGAUACAAUAUUUUUCUUAGAUUGUACAGAUUAUUACUUUCAAUAAAAAUUCUGAAAACAUUGGCGUUUAUUCAUUUAUCUUUGUGAACACCCUUCCUAUGCUCAAAAAAUAGGCUAGCACGAAUAAUUAAAAAUAAUUCAGUCGUAUUAUUCAAUCAUCGUUGACAUGUCAGGAUUUGUAGAUCCCAAGUUUAUGUGUGACAUAAAAAAGAUGUGCCAAUAGUCUUACUUGUUUAGCAUGUCGUAAAAGACUUCUAAUAGGAUAUUGGGUUUGUGAUUGUAGGCGAUGAACUAGUCACCUAUCACUUCUUUUGCAAUUUACCAUCUAAACCCAUAUUUUUUGGCUUAACAUGGUUACACUGAGCCGCCGCUUUUUACAUAGUCUAAGAUUGCAAGCGUAUCAUUCUAUUACAGUCUAUCAAAAGUCUACCACUGAACAUAUUGCCUCAGUCAGUGGUCUUGGGAUAUUAUCAUCAUUGAUUGUUCGCCUGGUUUAGCUGUCGUCAACAUCUUUUCAUAACUUCGCAAAGGACACAUCAGCAUAUCUUGAACAAUUUUGGGAACCAAAAUUUAAAUCGAAAUAGGUUGUAUGGUCUAAGACCUUUGCCUACAUUAUUGUUACGAUAACAACAACUGCAUGAUGUAUUUGAGUUUGAUAUUUUGAUGAUGUUUUUGGUGGCAAGUGGGAACUUGACCGCCUGUGAGUUUUUGCUUCUGUUUACUCGUUUAAUUAAUAGUUUAAAAUGGAUUUUGAUACAAAAAAGCAUGUGAAUUAGGAAAUAAACGAUGUCCAAGUGCUUCGAUGUGAUGAUGAUAAAUCUCAAGGAUUUUCACCCUUAUAGGCGACUUGAGAUACUAUCGUCAUUAACUGUUGUCAAAUCUUUCAAAAACUGCAUUGUGACGCAUCAGCCUAAUGUAAAGUAAAUAAAAAACACAUCAGAAUAGGCUGUACGGUCUAAGAUUUCUUUGCCCGCCUUAUUUAGCAAGUACUAAAACAUCUAUCAGUGUGACCAUAUGUGGCAGGUUCCUGCCAUUUCGGUAGGAUUGGCCUCUUAUUUUAACCUCUGGCAUGAUCGGUUGACGUUUUAUAAAACCUGGCAGUAUUUGGCAGUAUUGGGGUAUUAAAUUAUGAAUAAUGAAAAAAAAUAGAUUUCAUUAUGGCAAUUUAAAAUGCCGAAAAUGGCAACCCUAGAUACUUCGCCAGCAUGUGGAGUUUUUCCCUGUACUUCUCGUAUUAUGUUUGUAUCACAUUCAAUUUAAAAGUUUGUGUGUAAAGUUUAUAGUCUUAAAAUGAGUAUUCAAAAACACGAGUUUAUGGUUAAUAUUUCAAUCGGUCAUAGAAGAGACGUACUUUAGUUUGAUGUCGCAUUAGAUUUCAUGGUGAUAAUAUCUUUUUAAUAAUAUUUCGUGGACGAUAGCAAUUACAGGUGGUGUUAGUGAAGCGAAAAUAUGAAAGGGCAUAUAGAGCAGAGUGGGAGCAAGAUCCUUUACUUUCGUCGUGGAUCUCCAAAACUAAAGAUGAUCCAGACUGCAAAUUGGCACCCCGGCUGUCCGCUUUAAAGGAGCAUGCCGCUACUGGUAAACAUCAGAAAAAUAUGAGUGGAUUCAGCAUGCGAAAGACUAUGCAUUGCAUUCAAACUAACGAAAUAUAUUAUGUUUAAUUUAAUUUAAUAAAAAUAUAAUAUUU